AUGUUUACCCCGGUUGCCGCCUCAACCUCCGCUUCCUAUUGGCUGGCGCCCCUUUGCUGCCCGCGCCUCGUGUUAGGCUGCGCCCCGCUCUCCUUUCUCUGGCUGGCUGUGAGCAGGCGCCGCCGGUCCCGGAGCUCCCGGUUCCCCGCUCUCCCCUGCAGGCUGACGAUGGCGGUGAGCGGGGCGCCCGUGUCGGUGGUGGCUCGGCUGGAGGGCCGUGAGUUCGAGUACCUGAUGAAGAAGCGCUCGGUGACCAUAGGCCGCAACUCGUCGCAGGGCUCGGUAGACGUGAGCAUGGGUCACUCCAGUUUCAUCUCCCGCCGCCACUUGGAGAUCUUCACGGCGGCGGAGGAGAGCGGUGGAGCCGGGGGCGACUUCUACCUGCGUUGUCUCGGCAAGAACGGUGUCUUUGUGGACGGAGUGUUCCAGAGAAGGGGAGCCCCGCCGCUGCAGCUGCCGCCGGUAUGUACCUUCAGGUUUCCCAGCACAAACAUCAAGAUCACAUUCACUGCUCUGGCCAGCGACAAAAAGGAGAAGCAAGAAGCCCCUGAAUCCCCCAUCAAACCUGUGCAGCCCCAGAUUUCUCCCCUCACAAUAAACAUUCCAGAGAACAUGGCUCACUUGAUUAGUCCCAUCCCCUCACCCACAGGAACUAUAAGUGCUGCAAAUUCUUGUCCAUCAAGCCCCCGUGGUGCUGGUUCUUCGGGAUACAAAAUAAGUAGAGUAUCUGCUUCGGACUUGCACCUUAUGACAGAGAACCCCCUAUCUGAGAAUGACAAGGAUGCCUCAGGUGGAGAUAGCCCCAAGGACGAUUCAAAACCUCCUUACUCCUAUGCACAGUUAAUAGUUCAAGCAAUUACCAUGGCACCUGACAAACAGCUAACGCUAAACGGAAUAUAUACUCACAUAACGAAAAACUACCCGUACUACAGAACUGCUGAUAAAGGCUGGCAGAAUUCAAUCCGUCACAAUUUGUCUUUGAAUCGAUAUUUCAUCAAAGUACCUCGAUCUCAGGAGGAGCCAGGGAAGGGUUCAUUCUGGAGGAUAGACCCAGCUUCAGAGAGCAAGCUAAUAGAGCAAGCAUUUAGGAAACGAAGGCCGCGGGGUGUGCCCUGCUUCAGGACCCCCCUGGGACCACUCUCGUCCAGGAGCGCUCCAGCUUCUCCAAAUCACUCUGGGGUUCUCUCUGCACACUCGAGUGGCGUCCAGACUCCAGAGAGCUUGUCUAGGGAAGGUUCCCCAGUCCCGCUUGAUCCUGAACCAAAUGCCAUCCAACCAAAGCUUGCCGUGAUCCAGGAAGCGCGAUUUGCACAAAGUGCGCCAGGAUCUCCUCUCUCCAGCCAACCAGUCCUCAUCACUGUGCAACGGCAGCUCCCUCAGAACAUGAAGCCCGUCACAUACACAGUGGCCACCCCUGUGACCUCCUCAACAUCCCAGCAGACGGUCAUGCAGACUGUUCAUGUUGUUCACCAGAUCCCAGCUGUGUCCGUCACCAACGUGUCAGGUCUGACUCCUGUCAACACUUACACUGUUGCGGGGCAAGCGAUGGUCACGCAGGCCACAGUAAUGACCCAACCCAAAAUAGAGCCACAAGAAAACGGAGACCAUAAAGAGAUGAAAGUGAAAGUAGAAGCAAUUCCUGCUAUCAAUCAUCCUGCACUCAGCACAGCAAGUCGCAUCAUCCAGACCUCCACAUCUACGCCCAUCCAGACCGUUACCUUUGUCCAGCAAGCUCCUCUAGGUCAGCACCAGCUUCCAAUCAAGGCUGUAACACAGAACGGGACCCAUGUUUUGCCCAUAACCACCGCCAUACAGGGACAAGUCACUACAGCCACAGCCAGCCCCCUCCACAUGUUAGCGACCCACGCGUCUGCCUCUGCCUCCCUCCCUACCAAGCGGCAGAAUGGAGAUCAGACGGACCAACUUGAUAUUAAGCGAGUUAAAGCUGAGGAGAGAGAGAACCUAGUGAUAGCUGUUAACAUAGAUGCCCAAAUCGAGGGAAUUGCAGCAUCAAAUCAACAAGACAACCAAAAAUAGAAACUGUGGCUACAAAAUGUUUUCUUUUUCUUUUUUUCUUUCCCCAUUUUGUGGAAGUUACAUAAACAGCAGCAAAGGUGCCAAAAAGCAGACACUGUCUUAUCUUAAGGGACCUGUGGAAAUAGAGACUUUAUAUAGAUCCGCACUGAAAAACACAGGUUACCAUAGAAACUUCAUUUUACAAAUAUGGGAAAAAAAAUCAUGAAAUAUUUUUCUCUUCCUCUGGAGGCUGUACCCCUUUCUGCAAUCUCUGUAUAAAACUGGGAUAUAUGGACAGUGCAGGAAAUUGCAGAUUUUAAAGAAGAAAAUCAAAUCUGGAAACCUUUUUUUUUAUAUAAGUACUGAGCACAUUAUUGUGGCUAGCAUGAUAAGCGCUUGGUGUGGACUGGUUCAGAAAUAGAUUGUAUAAUCCUUUAAAGGGAGAAGCUAUUACAUGUAACUUUGGCAGCUAGCCUGUUUUUUACCCAUUUAGAGCCAAGAGUGAGCUAUAUAUUGGCUGUGAAAGGGUUAAUUUGCCUAACUAAUGCAUUUUGUUUUGCAGUAUUUUGCUGUAUGCACUUGGACUAAGAAUUUUUUUUAACCUCUGGCAGACAGGUGGAUUUAAGGGUCAGACAUUUCAGCAUUUCAGUCUAAUUAGCAAGUACAGUUCUUUCCCCUUUUUUUUUUUUUCUUCAAUGUAUUUUUCUUUUUUUUUAACCUAUUGAGUGAUUAGCAUUUUCUUUUCUUUUUUUAAUCUGCCAGGUAUCAUUAUUUUAUUUCACCUACAAUUUCUGCAUUUUUCCUUUCAUAUUUUUAGCAGUUGACUGAUAAAAAGUAAUCCACAUUUUUCUUACCAUUUGUGGUGAUCAAAUGCUUCAUUUGGGUGUGCAUGUAACAGACAUUUGGGACGAAGAAAAGAAAAAGAAAAAAAUAAGACGUUUAACAAAUUGUAAAGAAACUGCUAUAAAUCUGAUCAGAGCUGCACUUAACUCCUCGUCUCCUAUUCUGUGGCCCAGCCUAAUUUACCCCUUAUCCCUCCCUCUCAUACUUCUAAAGUAAAGAAUAUUGCUUAAUAUUGUGUAUGUUUAAAGGAGAAAGAUGCUCCCUCUUAGAGAAGAAACAUCUGGACAUCAAGAAGAAAAAAAUAUAAAAUAAAAAAAAAAUUGUAAAGAAAA
Molecule: messenger RNA, 3191 nt
Organism: Bombina bombina (fire-bellied toad)
Lineage: Eukaryota; Metazoa; Chordata; Amphibia; Anura; Bombinatoridae
Gene: FOXK2
Product: forkhead box K2
Exons: 10
Coding region: 1-2037 (678 amino acids)
Biological process (GO): regulation of transcription by RNA polymerase II
Molecular function (GO): protein binding; RNA polymerase II cis-regulatory region sequence-specific DNA binding; DNA-binding transcription factor activity, RNA polymerase II-specific
Source: RefSeq, a predicted model, not a curated record